Messenger RNA from Suillus subalutaceus, 778 nucleotides. RefSeq lists its product as uncharacterized. Bases 267 to 743 code for a protein of 158 amino acids. The transcript is spliced from 8 exons. The record is from RefSeq and is a predicted model, not a curated record. Lineage: Eukaryota; Fungi; Basidiomycota; Agaricomycetes; Boletales; Suillaceae.
UUCAACGUGAAAGCGAGCGUGAAAAGGCGGAAUGUCGUCGCCUUCGUAACCUGCUUCGCAACAGCACACUAACCACAGACUAUGGCUCCAGAACAUCUCGUGCUGUGGAAGACAGUCUCCUUACUACGAUCGAGGAAAUAGAGACUGAACAUGCCUUACAGCUAUCGCAAUUGCAAUCUCAGUUGCAAAACCUUGGCAAUCCUCGACCUCAGCACCUCAACAUUAAUACCAAUCCCCCCCCUCAGUCAAAUUCCUUACCUCGCGCAAUGGAUUUUAAUACUCACAUGCGAAUGGGACACCCUAUUGUCUUCGCGUUGAUUAUUUUCUGCAGUAUCAUCGAGCUUUCAAUCUCAGCCUGGCUCACGUCGCGUUUUUCUGUCCACCACAACUACUUUAGUCUAGCUGAACGAGACCGCACUCGUUUUCUAUUGUUCACUUCGGCAUGGACAAUCGUAUCCUCCAGUCUCUACAUGUUUUUCUUCUUUUAUCUUCCAGGCAGCGUUUUGGGUGGCGUGGCAUCUCAUAUCUCCUUCCUGUUUCUGACAUGGGCUUUCUGGACCGCGGGUGCUACAAGUAUAACCACAGCUCUUGUUGGCGAGCUGAAUCGCAAUACCCAGAGCGUUUUCGCAUAUCCUGUUCAACUUAACGCGCUACAAGGCUUUGCUUGGGUUAUUGAGGCUGUUGUAACUUUCGCAUUGCUAGCUGCGCUCAUCCGUUACAUUCUCGCAAACCGUUGUACAUAGCUGAUAUAUAACGCCCUCCAUUCCGCCCCCGCAUG